CAAGCCCAAGCGAAUCAAAUCAUAGUCCAAUUUGCUAGCUCAAAUCAAACUAAACCAACAUGUUCAAGCUGUCCGCCCUCGUUGUCUUGUGCGCCCUGGUGGCCUCCUCUGUGGCUGAGCCCAAGCCCGCUGUCCUGGCCGCCGCUCCUGUGGUUGCCGCUGCUCCAGCUGGAGUUGUCACCGCCACCAGCUCCCAGUACGUCGCCCGCAACUUCAACGGCAUUGCUGCUGCUCCAGUUGUUGCUGCUGCCUAUACCGCUCCUGUUGCUGCUGCUUACACUGCUCCUGUUGCUGCUGCCUAUACCGCUCCCGUUGCCGCUGCCUACUCCGCUCCUGUGGCCGCUGCCUACUCUGCUUACCCCUAUGCUGCUUACCCAUAUGCCGCAGGCUACACCACUGUCUUGUAAGAGGAAUUACCUAAAACAUAAAACGGAUUCGAAAUGGACUAGGAAUGAACCUGACUAGCAAUAAAAAUCAAUCAAACUAAAA
Molecule: messenger RNA, 489 nt
Organism: Drosophila eugracilis
Lineage: Eukaryota; Metazoa; Arthropoda; Insecta; Diptera; Drosophilidae
Product: vitelline membrane protein Vm26Ab
Exons: 2
Coding region: 60-407 (115 amino acids)
Source: RefSeq, a predicted model, not a curated record